Messenger RNA from Penicillium cinerascens, 701 nucleotides. Its product is annotated as 40S ribosomal protein eS27. The record is from RefSeq and is a predicted model, not a curated record. Gene Ontology annotation, cellular component: ribosome; cytosolic small ribosomal subunit. The transcript is spliced from 3 exons. NCBI's taxonomy places the organism in Eukaryota, Fungi, Ascomycota, Eurotiomycetes, Eurotiales, Aspergillaceae. Gene Ontology annotation, molecular function: structural constituent of ribosome; RNA binding. Bases 71 to 319 code for a protein of 82 amino acids. Gene Ontology annotation, biological process: translation; ribosomal small subunit assembly.
AUUCCACUCACACAAGGCCAUCGCCAUCAGCGCCAUUCAUCAACUCCUUCGCUGAUCUCCUAUCGUCAAGAUGGUUCUCGCGGUCGACCUUCUCAACCCCACGCCUCAGGCUGAGGCCCGCAAGCACAAGCUUAAGACCCUUGUGCCCCAGCCCCGCUCCUUCUUCAUGGACGUCAAGUGCCCCGGCUGCUUCACCAUCACCACCGUCUUCUCGCACGCCCAGACCGUCGUUAUCUGCGCCGGCUGCUCAACUGUCCUCUGCCAGCCCACCGGUGGCAAGGCCCGUCUGACUGAGGGCUGCUCUUUCCGCCGGAAGUAAACGAGACGCGCAAAUGAAAUUUCUUUUUUUGUCUUGUUGAAACGCACAGAGGAUAGCAUGGAGCAACUAGGAUGAAAAUACCAGUUCCGGGUUUUCGACCUCCGCUUCGGUCCGGUCCACGGUUAUUUUAUUACGGAGACCGCCGUUCAAAAUGUCACAUACCACCUUUUUCUCUUUUUCUAUUACCACCUUUCACGGGUAAAAAAACACCCUUGACAAGGAAAAGUGUCGGGGGUUGGAGGAGGCAAUGAUAUGAUACGAUCCAUACCAACUUCUCUCUUUAUUUCCCCCGGAAAAACCAAAAAAUUGAAUGUGACGUUUUGACCGUCUCCGUCGUCCUACUUGUUGUCUCCGCUUGAUGAUGCACCGCAGCGUCUUUUUU